GGAACAAGGAGGCGGAGACCUGACGUUUUUGUUACUUUCAAUUUCGGUGCUACUACUCCAACAAGUACCACUCCUCGCUUGAAACAGCACUUUUAGCUUGUAACGCGUCUGAAAUGAUGGAUUUUGCUUUGAGCUGACCUCCUUUACAGAUGUCUGUUGGAUCUAGCUCAACACUUCCUCGUUUGUUCCGUUGAAGCGACGCAAUGUGCGGGCAUCAUGGACGCCUGGCUGCUGGCUGGCUGGCGGUUGUCAUUGUGGCCGCCGUGUCCGUGGACUCGAAGGAAGUCUACGGGAAGGUGGGUGGGGAAGUUGCCCUCUCACCAGUGGAGUCUGUACCCACUUCCAUCACCAGCAUCUACUGGAAAGAGGGUCCUGACCUGGCCAUCAACUGGGAUUUUGGGGACGAGGCUCCCACUCCAUAUCGUAAAUUUAAAGAGCGCGGCCAGCUGAACACCGCCACCGCAGUGAUGACCAUCAGAGGUCUGACUUUAAAUGACAGCGGCGUGUACACACCAGAGAUCAACAUUCAACCGGGCACUCCACUUCACCUCAGAGUGAUCUCUGGGGUCCCUGUACCUGAGAUUAAAGCCUCCUGUCCAAAGGGGGGGAGAACAUGCGAACUGAUCUGCGAUGGAGAUACAGAAAAAGCGGGACCCGUCAACUACACAUGGAAGUUUGAUGAUGAAGUGAUGCCAUCUCCCCCUGGGAAAAGUUUCCCCAUAAAUCUCUCUCAUAUGGACAUUUCAAGUGUAAAAAUGUUCAGCUGUGAGCUGCACAAUCCAGUCAGUACAGAGAGCAGCAAACCCAUCCCCAACAAGCUCGUCAGUGCCAGCGAAAAGACAAAUAAUCCGAGAAUUUCCACUGGGGUGACGGUGUUCAUCUGCCUGCUGCUCCCUUUGCUGCUGCUGGCGUUGUUGCACAAAUGCAAAACUGGGAUGUGGUUCUUUGAAAAACCAUCAAUGCCUUGGGAAGGAGACUUCUGGAGGAGGAAUGAGCGGCAGCAGGGUGAUGGUAAUGAAUCCAACGGAACAACUAUGAGACAGAGGGAGGAGCCAGAUGAGGAAACGCCAAUAAAAUAGAGAGGCGGACACUGCCCGUCAGGACCUGAAACCAGACCAUCAUCCAGCCUCUUCCGAAACUGAAAUAGGAACUCCAAAAGGUGGAAAAUCCCAACAAGUACACUAAAGCCCACGAUUGGCAAAAAAAAGAUAUUUAGAAUAAAUGAUGUACAUUAAGGUAUAUCAUUGCUUUGAAAACUAAAAAAAGUGACAAAUCAAAAUCAGGAUGAAUUCAGGUCCCAGUCUUACUAAUCUUUUCAGCAAGAGAAUCAAUACUUUUAAACAUUCUUCCGUACAACAAAGGGAAAAGUGGAUGAGCGUGCAGUGAAGAGGACUGUCGUUUAACCAGGAGCCCAGGACUAAGGGGAACCUGGGUAGCACACUGAGCGGACUUUCCUGAGCUUUUGCGAGAGUUUUUUCAAAGACUGACAACUCUGAAACAAUUCCAGGAAGCCCAGCAAAGUGCCGCUUCCUGUUAUGGACCACAUAUCUGACACUAGCUGGUACCUCAGAGUCUCCAAACGGAGGCGGUGGAUGCGUCGGGAUCCAAGGCGGGUCUCGUGCAGCCUCGGUGAACUAAACUGACCAUUGUGUGGUUGGAGCCGCCAGCUCUACCAACAAUUAAAGCCUUGUAAAGCUCUGCUGACCGUAGACACUACAUGUAUCGGUGCUGGUUUGUGGCAAAUAUGCAAACUUGCAAAACCACUGUUGAAUUUAGAGCUUAAUUUCUUUGCCAUGGAUGUCCUGCGUAAUACGACUGGCUUUUCACUCAUGGUAAAUACUUUAGCUGGACCUCUGAAGAGAAUAGAUGUUUUUGCACUUCAUUCCCUUCACAACAUUUUUAAAUUACCAACUUAGGAAUGUUUUAAACCCUGCUGUUACAGGACUGCAUAACGUACAGCAUUAGUCACAAAAAUAUACACAGAUAAAUAUAAAUAUCUAAAUUGGAAAAAAAGUCCCAUAAAUAAUAGAUCUUUUUUUAAAACACGAAAGGCACUGGGAUGUUUUUACUUUUGGCUUUGUAUUUAUUGUGGUUUGAUAAUUAAAGAAACAAAGAAUGUGGCUCUACAAAGGGCCUUUGAAAUCACUGCACUGUCUCAAUAAAAGCAACUGAU
Menidia menidia (Atlantic silverside) is the source of this 2173-nucleotide messenger RNA. Lineage: Eukaryota; Metazoa; Chordata; Actinopteri; Atheriniformes; Atherinopsidae. The record is from the annotation of a GenBank genome assembly.